This is a messenger RNA of Anopheles nili, 1290 nucleotides long. RefSeq names its product fork head domain transcription factor slp2-like. Gene Ontology annotation, cellular component: nucleus. Lineage: Eukaryota; Metazoa; Arthropoda; Insecta; Diptera; Culicidae. Gene Ontology annotation, molecular function: sequence-specific double-stranded DNA binding; DNA-binding transcription factor activity. The transcript has a single exon. Gene Ontology annotation, biological process: regulation of transcription by RNA polymerase II. The record is from RefSeq and is a predicted model, not a curated record. The coding region runs from base 1 to 1290 and encodes 429 amino acids.
AUGGUCGUUGAAAGUAUGGUCAAAAUCGAGCCCACCAUGAUGAACGGUCAGACGAUGUUCGGCGUGGCGCGGGCUCCGCUCAAAUCGAGCUUCUCCAUUAACUCGAUCCUGCCAGAAACGAUGAAAUCAUCCCCAUCGCCCACACCCUCACCCACGCUACAGUCCUGCCCGUCACCGAUCGGUUCGGAGGAGCAAGAUCACGAUCUCACCGACACUGAGAGUGAUCUCGACGUGACUGGAACACCUCCACCGAUGGAUUGCAGCAGCAAGGACAAAUCGGACGAAACGGAGGGUGAUGGAGCGAGUGGUGCCGGUAGCCCCUCAGCCAGUCCGGCCAAGGAUGGUGAGAAAAAGGGCAACGAAAAGCCCCCGUACAGCUACAACGCACUUAUCAUGAUGGCGAUCCGGCAAAGCGCGGAAAAACGGCUCACACUGAACGGCAUCUACGAGUACAUCAUGCGCAAUUUCCCGUACUACCGUGACAACAAGCAAGGCUGGCAGAACUCGAUCCGGCACAAUCUCAGCCUGAACAAGUGCUUCGUGAAGGUUCCGCGCCACUACGAUGAUCCCGGCAAGGGCAACUACUGGAUGUUGGAUCCGUCGGCUGAGGACGUCUUCAUCGGAGGUUCCACCGGAAAGCUGCGGCGUCGUUCAACGGCCGCUUCACGCAGUCGGUUGGCCGCCUUCAAGCGAUCUCUCGUAGGACCCAUGUUCCCCGCACUCGGUUACCCCCAGUUCGGUCAGUUCCUGUAUCCCUCGCACGCCCAGGCCCAAACGGCACUGUUGGCCGCCCAAAUGUACCGGUACGCGCCUUACGCGCCCAGCAUGGCACCAAAACCGACCGCUUUGCCAUUGCCAUUGGGCCCACUCGGUGCCGUCGGUACCGGAUUCGGCAUGGAUCGGUUACUGGGUGCGGCUGCUGCCGCCUCCCAGAUGCACCCACAAGCCCCUCUCUCUGCCAGUGGCCCCACCAGCCAAGCACAACAAGCCGAGAUCUACCAAAGACUCCAGUACCAUCAGCAUCUGCUGCAGCAACAUGCGGCCGCUCAGCAAGCUGCUGCAGCUGCGCAAGCACACCAUCAGGCAGCCGCAGCCGCCCAUCAUCAGCUGCAGCAACAGCUUAGUCCCACGGCUAGUGAAGGCUCACCUCAUCACCACCCACACGCACACCCGCAGCAUUCGCCCUUGGGCACACUCCCACAAGGAUCACCAACGGGGCACAUCUCACCGACGGCGCCCGGGGCUGGGAUGAUCUUCAAACCCAUCACACUCGUGUCCCGCCAGAGCUAG